This is a messenger RNA of Tetrahymena thermophila SB210, 2400 nucleotides long. RefSeq lists its product as hypothetical. Lineage: Eukaryota; Ciliophora; Oligohymenophorea; Hymenostomatida; Tetrahymenidae. The record is from RefSeq and is a predicted model, not a curated record. The transcript has 4 exons.
AUGAAGACAGAUUUGAUGAUACAGCAAUUCGAGAAGUAAAAGAAAAAGUCUGAAUUAUGCGAAAAGUAUUUUUAGAAUAUAAGAGAGAGAUUAAUAUAUAGUUCGGAACUCACAAAAUAUGAAAUCAAGCACAGAGAGAUGAUUGUUAUUUAAAAGUCUUUUUUUUAGGAAUGGAGGAUUGAUGAAAUAGGAACACUUUCUGGCCGUUGUGUCGGAGAGUUUUCAGAGAUCAAAAAAGAUUUAGAAGAAGAAGGAAAACAAGGAAGUGAAGAAGCAUAAGAGAUUUUGGAUGAGUUUAUCAAAACAUUAAAAUGUAAGACAAUAAGUAGCAAUAAGACUAAAAACGAAAUGGAAGAUAUCAUAGAGACAUUUGAUUAAGAAGGAGAGUUUGAAAUUACAGAAGCUUUUUCUGAAUAGGAAAGACAUAUGUAUUUUGAAAUAAAAGAAUUGUUACAGAAAGAUAUUUACAGCACUAUUUUACAGUAUCAUGAGAAUCUGUAGGCAGAAUUUUUAAUACUUUUAGAAAAGUAAAUAAUAUCAAACGACACAGAUGUAGAGCAAGUGUUUUAAAUUUAUUUAAAACCAAUCUUGAAAUACAAAGUCCACAAAAGAAACUCCUUGGAAAUGGAAACUCUUAUCUCAUACCUCUUUAGCAUUAUACCUUAAGAGAAUUUUGUAAUAGAAUCAGAUUAAAUCAUCGAUCCUCGAGAGCACAUACCGUUUUUGACUUAGAUUUUUGAAGAGAAUAACAUUAAUGAAAUUUAACUUUUAAGAACUAAAGAUAUUAAGCUUUUUUGGGAUGAUAUUUAGAAACAGUUUAAUGUUUCAGUGGACUAUAAUGUAAAACAAAAGCAACCUCUUCCAAUUUAAAAAGGAGAAAUAGCACAUAAUGUGAAAGCCAGUUUUGAAGAAUACUUAUUUGAUUUGAAUAACUCUUAAAAUAAAAACAUUAACUGCUUUUAGAAUUUAUUACAAAGUGGACUUAAAGUAGAGCUCCAACAAGGAGAGGCAUUCGAUCCUGAAAAAAUAUAGCUUCAAAUAAACCCUAUUAUUAAAGAAACAGCAAACUAUCUAAAUCUAAGUAAAAUCUCAGAAUAAUCAAUUAGAGUGCUAAAGAAAAAUAAUCCAAACUAGAUACUAGCAAUACUCUUUAUCAAUCACAAAAAGAAAUUAUCUCUUAAAGCUCUUAAAGACAUAUUUGAAAUAAAAAAAAAACAUCAGAAUUUAAAUGUCUGUGUUUUGGAUGUCGAAGAAAGUGAUUUAGAUUUUAUAAAUUAGAUUAAAAUACAGUAGUAUGACAAGGAAAUGGAAUUCUACUACUGUGAUUAUUCUGUCUAAAUUUAGUUAGUUAGCAUUUUCCCUUAAGAAUAUUAUCCUGCUAUUAUGAUUAUUGAUGGACACAACCAAAUUAUAGCAAAGGAGCAAUUUUACUGCAAAAAUUGGUAAUCAAACAUAAAAAAUGAUAAUGAUUUAAUUAAGUAAGCAAAAGGACUAAGUCUAACAUAGAAAAACAAUGAAGGAAACUAAAGCGUUUAUGAUUAAAUUUAUAAAUAAAUUAAAGAAAAAUUUUUGAAGGAUCCUAAAAAAAAGGUUACUCUGUUUAACUGUGGAAUGAAUUUGAAACAAUUAGGUUACCCCGUUUCCUUAGAGCUUUGCAUUUCAAAUUAGCAUAUUUUAGAUUGGGAAGGUACAUUCAAACAAAAGAUAUACAAUUAGCCUUACAUUUAGCAUAAUAUAAGUUAAUAGCAUAUUCAAUAUAUUUAACCUGUCCUUGAUCUCAUAUUUACUCAUGCACCAUAAGAGAAAUUUAUAAAGAGAGUUUGUGAUUAUGAGUUGAAAAGAGGUUCUGUUUGCAAAAUUUGCAAUCAUGCUUUCGUUCCUGAGAAAGAAGAAAAUCAAUACUUUUCAUUUAAUAAAAACGAAUACUACUGUGAAAAAUGCUUCAACAAUGAAUCCAAUAAGCAUUUCUUCUUCAAAAAUAUUGUUUUCAUUCAUUUUCAAGCUGUUAUGCAAAACUUUAAUUCAGAUUAGUUUGGUUUGAAUAAUUAACCCGAAUUGAUAGACCCUCCCUUAAACGAUUAAAAAAGCAUAGCUUAAUUUGAAUAAUCAUAAGAAGAUACUCACGAAAAAAUUGAAUGUAUUGGAUGCGAUUAAGUAAUUUAGGGCAGAAGAUGGAUAUGCCUUUCUUGUGAUAGAAGUAGGGAAAGCGAUUAAUUUAAGAAUUAGAUAAAUUUGUGUGAAUUCUGCUAAAAUUUAAUGAAACAAAAGAGAAAAGAAGAAAGGAUUUCAGAAAAAAUGUUUAAACAUUCAGAUAAGCUUCUAAAAAUAGAGUCUCAAUACCAUGAAUGUCACCAUAUUACAUUAGGUGUUAGCUUUUUUUAUGGAAAGAAUGUUUUCUGA